AUGCCUCCCAAACAUACCGCCCUCCUGGAGAAACAGCCCUCCAAACCCGCAGCCAACCCCGGGCAGAAGCACAAGAAGCGUCGUUUCCAAGUGUACCGCUCCCCAGAUGCCCAUGAACCAACUUCCGGCGCCACAGCCAUUCGUUCCACCUACAACCCCGAGCCAGCGGGCGAGAACGUCCCGCCGCCAAAGCAGCCGGACAAAGAUGAUCCAUUCACCGAUACCCGCGCGUUCAAGGAGAGGAAGAAGAUCCUCGGCGUGAAGACGACGAACGUGCCGCCUCGCCGGUCUGCUGCGAGGCAGGCAGGUGGUGUACCACCCCCAGCACCUACAAUUCCACACCCGGCUCGGCAGGUAGGUGGUGUGGCACCGCCAGCACCUACAAUUCCACGCCCGGCUCGGCAAGAUGAUCGUGUCCGCGGGAGGAUGUUUCGUCCAGCAGCUGCUGCUGCACCCGCUGUCAAGGAAGAAGAGGAGGUAUUUCCAUCGUCUCCACCCGUUCUAGCACCUUCUGCGCCCGUCGCUCCACCUCCCGCUGUCAGGACUAGACAUGUUCGGGGGAAGAAACCCCGCCCUGCAACCGCAGUCCCGGCCGACGAGGACCCGGCGAUCUCCCCGCCUGCUACAGCAGCGGAGGUCUCCAUCACGUCGAGGAAGCGGGUCAUCACCGAUGGAGACGUGGACGCCGUCAUCGAUGCGGGCCGUACCCCACUGGUUGUCAUCCCCUCCUCACCACCUGUCCCCAGCGGCAAUGCGGCAGAUGAGGACGCUUUUAUGUCCACUCCCGUUCGGCGGGGACUUCUACCUGUUCGCCUCAUGGGCCGAGAUACGGAUGAACUUACGUUGCCGGAUGGACGCUAUGUUGUGAGUUACGAUGGGGAGGAUACUGUAGCCACGCAGGCUGCGCCUGAUAAGGGUGCUGUUGUGGAGAAGGGGAAGCAGAGGAUGCAGAGGAAGCAGGGGAAGCGGGAGCAAAAGAAGCAUGCGAUGUUCUCCGUGAGCCCAGUUGCACAGUUUACGCCGAGGGAUGGGGUUCGCAAGAGGAAGCGGGUGGAGAUUUUUGAGGAGAAUGAGCAGCAGCAGGAGGAGGAGGAGGGGGAGGAGGAUGCAGAGAGCGAAUCCACCAUCGCUCCUCCAGAGGACACCACCCGUGCCUCCGCCAGUACUUCCAUGCCCGAGCCGGCCGUUGCGAAAAAGGACAGAACACUGAAACUCGCCAGUGUCACCAUCAACACCGCCUCCCCCGCCGCCGCCGCCACGAAGACUGCGGCCAAAGCCGUUUCCUCCCACGUUUACGGCAAGAGGGUCAAGAGGGCGGCACCGGUGGAGACGGAGGCGGCACGCAAGAUGUUCGUUUUCAGCGAGGACUAG
Molecule: messenger RNA, 1371 nt
Organism: Tricharina praecox
Lineage: Eukaryota; Fungi; Ascomycota; Pezizomycetes; Pezizales; Pyronemataceae
Exons: 2
Coding region: 1-1371 (456 amino acids)
Source: RefSeq, a predicted model, not a curated record